CCCCUUAGGCCUUCUACGACCACUUGAUAUUCCAAAGUGGAAGUGGGAGGAGAUUUCGAUGGAUUUUGUUACAGGGCUACCCAAGUCGUCCGAACACCACGAUGCGAUUUGGGUAGUAGUGGACAGAUUGACGAAAGUCGCACAUUUUCUACCUGUAUCGAUGACCAUGUCAAUGGAGAAGUUAGCCGAGAUUUAUACCCGUUGGAUCGUUCGACUCCACGGAGUGCCCGCUCACAUUGUGUCAGAUCGAGAUUCCAGAUUCACCAGCAGAUUCUGGAAGAGUUUACACGAAGCGAUGGGCACGCAGUUACAGUUCAGUUCGGCUUACCAUCCGGAGACAGAUGCUCAGACAGAAAGAAUUAUUCAGAUGCUCGAGGAUAUGCUCAGAUUGUUGACGCUAGACAGGGGUGCUAAAUGGGAGUCGAUUUUAUCAUUAGUUGAGUUCGCCUAUAACAACAGUUAUCAGGC
Messenger RNA from Striga hermonthica, 468 nucleotides. Lineage: Eukaryota; Viridiplantae; Streptophyta; Magnoliopsida; Lamiales; Orobanchaceae. The record is from the annotation of a GenBank genome assembly.